GCAGAGUGUCGUGGCACAAGGACAGUCAAACACACAGGCACAUGAGUAGAGCAGGCCAGAAUUACCAUGCAAGGACGCGACAGAAAGGAAUAUGAACCUUCCCCCGAGCCUGCCAUGGGACCCCCUCCUCCUCCUCCUCCUCCUCCUCCUCCUCAUCGUCGCCCCAGGAUAAAGGAUGACGGAAGACACGCCCCAGAGGAAGACGUCAGCCAGGAAUCCCCGCGCGGUCAGCCUCUUGCUGGGGGUGCGGCAGCGGCAGCAACCGAUGGCAAGUCUGGAGAAGCAGGGUGAGAUGGAGGUGUGGCCAGGCCUGUACGCACACCUCACCUCCCAGCUGAUGGCCCUGGCGCGGGGCAAGGUGGUGCUGGUGCUGGAGGUGUGGCCAGGCCUGUACACACACCUCACCUCCCAGCUGAUGGCCCUGGCACGGGGCAAGGUGGUGCUGGUGCUGGAGGUGUGGCCAGGCCUGUACACACACCUCACCUCCCAGCUGAUGGCCCUGGUGUGGGGCAAGGUGGUGCUGGUGCUGGAGGUGUGGCCAGGCCUGUACACACACCUCACCUCCCAGCUGAUGGCCCUGGUGUGGGGCAAGGUGGUGCUGGUGCUGGAGGUGUGGCCAGGCCUGUACACACACCUCACCUCCCAGCUGAUGGCCCUGGCGCGGGGCAAGGUGGUGCUGGUGCUGGAGGUGUGGCCAGGCCUGUACACACACCUCACCUCCCAGCUGAUGGCCCUGGCGCGGGGCAAGGUGGUGCUGGUGCUGGAGGUGUGGCCAGGCCUGUACGCACACCUCACCUCCCAGCUGAUGGCCCUGGCGCGGGGCAAGGUGGUGCUGGUGCUGGAGGUGUGGCCAGGCCUGUACACACACCUCACCUCCCAGCUGAUGGCCCUGGUGUGGGGCAAGGUGGUGCUGGUGCUGGAGGUGUGGCCAGGCCUGUACACACACCUCACCUCCCAGCUGAUGGCCCUGGCGCGGGGCAAGGUGGUGCUGGUGCUGGAGGUGUGGCCAGGCCUGUACACACACCUCACCUCCCAGCUGGCGCGGGGCAAGGUGGCGCUGGUGCUGGAGGUGUGGCCAGGCCUGUACGCACACCUUACCUCCCAGCUGAUGGCCCUGGCGUGGGGCAAGGUGGUGCUGGUGCUGGAGGUGACCAGUCUGACCUCACCCAAACAUUGUGGCAGGAACUGAGCACCACACAUCCACACACUGGGUGGUGCCUGCCGUCCUGGCCAAGAGUGCCGCACACACCCUCAGUGCCUUGCUGGGCCACCACUGCCCCCCUGCUGGACCCCCCUGCAGCCAUCACCAAG
This is a messenger RNA of Eriocheir sinensis (Chinese mitten crab), 1311 nucleotides long. RefSeq lists its product as uncharacterized. Gene Ontology annotation, cellular component: histone deacetylase complex. The coding region runs from base 176 to 1189 and encodes 337 amino acids. Gene Ontology annotation, molecular function: histone deacetylase activity. The record is from RefSeq and is a predicted model, not a curated record. The transcript is spliced from 8 exons. Lineage: Eukaryota; Metazoa; Arthropoda; Malacostraca; Decapoda; Varunidae. Gene Ontology annotation, biological process: chromatin organization.